AUGGCCGAAGAGGUGCAGCAUGAAGUGCAACCGAACGUAGUUGUUCAAGUCCCUCGUACGCCACAGCUGACAGAAUCGUUUGGUGACGGUGAUUUCGAGCUCUGGGUGAAGGUCUUUGACAUCCGCGCGAAGGCGAAUCGUUGGGAUGCAGACGAGAAACUACUAAGACUUCCACUGCUGCUGAAAGGAAGGACAUUCGCUGUAUAUGAAAGGCACGUAACUGCCGAGUCGUACGAUGACCUGGUAAAAGGGAUCAAGCAGUCUUUUGCCCCGAACACAGAAGAAGCUCGUCGAUUAGCGCAUCGACAGCGGCAAGACCGGAAGAUGCAGGCCGGAGAGGAUGUAGAGGUCUUCCUACGAGCAUUAGAGCGGCUGAUCGAUCGAGCAGCGCCGAAUUUGCCUAACGAACUUUGUAAUAGGCAAUUGAUUGAUUACUUUCUGGAGGGUUUGCCAACGCCUGUCGCGGAUCAAUUGUUCAUCCUCGCGCCUAAAAGGCUUGAAGAUACGAUUACGCGAGCUAGGGAGUUGAUGCUGUUGGAGAAGCGCAGAGGCUUGCGAGCUAGGCGAAUCGCUGGAAAAACGGCGUGUGAGGAUGACGACGAAGAAGAGAGUGCGUCGGGUCUCAUUAUGAGAGCAAUGCGAGCUAUAUCAGAUCGACUGGACACUCUCGAGAAGACAUCACACCCAGUAAGAGGGGAGGCGAAGCAGACACAACGGAAUGGCAAACAAGUGCAAUGUUUUGGUUGUGGUGAGUACGGACAUUACAAGCGGUUUUGUCCUACUAAUGAUGUAUCCAGCUAUCGUGGGAAGGACAUUGGUCCAUGUUAUGUUUGUGGUGAGUUAGGUCAUUUGGCACGGGCGUAUUCUCGCAGAAGAAAGGUAUUGGGGCGUGACAAAUUGACAGAUGCGGAACAAAUGCAGAGUACAAUGAAGCCUCUACUGAAGAAGACGGUUUCAAGAAGAAGCAAGAGUUCAUUUGGUGAGCCGGAGAAAAGCACAUUGCAUCAUGUCGUUGGACUCAGAAGGAUGAGUGAAUGGACUAUCUCUCACAAGCUUGUUGUGGCUGAUGUUGACAUACCAGGACCCAUUUUAAGGAUUGACUUCUUGUCACAACAUGCAGUAGUUUUGGAUCUAAAGGAGAGACUGUUGCGUUGGACAGGAGAUUCAGUUUCACUGAAGACACCUUCAGUUGGUUUGUGUUUUCUUGCAGUAAGGCAUAGCUUUACCAUGCCGGGUACCAAUAGGCGUAUGAUCAAGGGUCAAGUUGUGGAUUCUGAAGGGAGGUCAUGCUGUCUUACGGGGCAAGGAGCAUUAGUAGACGGAGAACAAGGUAAAGUGCCAGUGCAGUUAUUUAAUCUUCAAGACACAACUUUUGUGAAGACAGGAGCAGUAAUAGCAGAACUGGUUGACAUUGAGGAGGUGAGUACAGUAGAGCAGUCAGGUUUAGUGUGUGGAAUGGUGGGUACGGAGAUGAAUGACACUGAGAACUCUUUGAGUAUCUUUCAUUUGGACCAUCUUGGUGACAAGGAAAGAAACGAGCUGUCACGAGUACUGCUUAAGUAUCAUAGUGUCUUUUCGACAGGACCUAUGGACAUAGUUCUCGUGAAGAAACGAGAUGGUGGUGUCAGAUUUUGUGAUUACCGACGUUUGAAUGCUGUCACAGUAAAGGAUAGUUACCCUCUCUCAAGAAUAGAUGACACGUUGGAUGCAUUAUCGGGUCCGAGGUAUUUCACUACCUUAGACUUGGCAGCAGGGUACUGGCAGGUGCCGGUAGCAGAGGAAGACAAAAAGAAAACUGCUUUUGUUACGCAAAAGGAUUUGUGGCAAUUUAACAAAAUGCCUUUUGGAUUGGCCAAUGCGCCUGCAACCUUUCAGCGGAUGAUGGAGGUAGUACUAGCAGGGUUACAGUGGUCGGAGUGCCUCAUUUACCUAGAUGACGUAAUCGUGUUUUCGUCGAGCUUUGACAUGCACAUGCAAAGGCUGGGACUAGUGUUUGAAAGAUUGGAAAAGGCUAAUCUGAAGCUAAAGCCUAGUGAGUGUCAGUUUGUGCAAUCAGAAGUGUGCUACCUGGAACACGCAGUAUCGGAAAAGGAACGCCAACCAAAUAGCGAAAGGGUUAAAGCAGUGAGCGAAUAUCCAAGUCCCAAGGAUGUGAGCCAACUGAAAACCUUUCUUGGUAUGGCCGGGUAUUAUAGGCGAUUUAUACCUAAUUUCUCUGAGACUGCUGCACCACUAUACGAACUUUUGAAGAAGGAGAAACCAUUUGAGUGGUCUGUAAGCUGUGAGAAAGCAUUUACAGAGAUACGAGAAAAGAUGGCUACAAGGCUUGUGUUGUCUUUUCCAGACUUUAGUCUACCUUUUGAGUUAUCUGUGGAUGCUAGUGAGAUUGGUUUGGGUGCAGUACUCCAACAGACAGUUGAGGGCUCAGAACGUGUGGUGAGUUUUGCGAGUAGGACAUUACACCAACAUGAAAAGAACUAUUCAACCAUCGAAAAGGAGAUGCUAGCAAUUGUCUGGGCCAUUGGCCACUUCCGAUGUUACCUUUACGGUAAACCAUUCUUGCUUAAGACAUAUCAUCAACCAUUCGUCUGGUUGAAGAGCAUAAAAGAGUCUCAAGGAACGUUAGCUAGAUGGUUAGCCGCACUAGCAGAAUACGAGUUUUCUGUACAACACAUCCCCGGGAAAGCGAAUGUGCCAGCCGAUGCUCUGUCAAGAAGAGUAGGGGGAAGAGAGGGCAGAACAGUGGAGAACAAGAGAAAGUACAGGCAGAUGGUACAGAAACUCUGGACGAAGUAA
Corticium candelabrum is the source of this 2796-nucleotide messenger RNA. RefSeq lists its product as uncharacterized. Gene Ontology annotation, molecular function: zinc ion binding; nucleic acid binding. The coding region runs from base 1 to 2796 and encodes 931 amino acids. The record is from RefSeq and is a predicted model, not a curated record. The transcript is spliced from 4 exons. NCBI's taxonomy places the organism in Eukaryota, Metazoa, Porifera, Homoscleromorpha, Homosclerophorida, Plakinidae.